Molecule: messenger RNA, 2124 nt
Organism: Aplysia californica (California sea hare)
Lineage: Eukaryota; Metazoa; Mollusca; Gastropoda; Aplysiida; Aplysiidae
Exons: 16
Coding region: 1-2124 (707 amino acids)
Source: RefSeq, a predicted model, not a curated record
AUGUGCAGCUGGAAGUGCCUUGCAGUUUUUCUCUUCAUUCAUGUUGCAAGGGCUGAGUUAGCAAAGGACAAUGGCCGAAUGCACACCUCAAAUGCAACGAUAUCUGGAUACACGGACGUGAUGAACAAGUUUCCUCCGAAACUAAAAACAGCUUUAGAACAAGUAGCCCUGAUUAAUCCUGGACUGAGGGAAAACAUUGACAAUAUGUUGUCUUUUGACCCAUCGAAGAUACCCCAGCGUUACAAAACCGCGACUGGAAUAUCCACGAUACUUAACCAACUCCAGAAGGGAGGCCUGCCCGACCUGUCGGAGCUACUAGAACCUCUGAAAGACUCAGAGAUUCUUACUGAAGACCAAAUUACCUCACUGAAGCAAGAAAAAGGGACAGAGAAUUGCCUUCUGGACUUGUUUUUAAUGGUCAGCAGUCUGAACGUUAAUAAUGACACUUGGGCUCUAGAAAUGCUGGAUGCAAGCGCCAAGCCUGGACCUUCCAUCCUGAAAGGCAACUCCAAAUUCAUGGGCAACUACCAGCAAUGUGCAAAGAUCAGACGCAAGGAUCCUACCUGGAUUCUCUCAGAUAUACGCGGCACCAUGUGCAGGGCAUACAUAAAGUUUAAACUUGGACCUCUGUUCUUCGGCUAUGGACAAUCACCUCCUCUGGAAUGGGAUUUGUGUCUACCCAGCUCGUGCAAAGGCCCGGAGAUAAACAAAGCUCUGGCCGACCUUGACAUAACCAGCAUUCAUAUGCAGUGCACUGCAGACCUGGACAUCUCCCAAGACCCUGGCGCUGUCAUUGCCAUAAUCAUCCUCUGUAUAUUCGGCAUCUUAGCUAUAGCAGGAACUUUACUGGAUUUGUACAUAAAGUUUAGAAAACAAGACACAGAACUCUACGUCAUCGACGCAUUUGCAACUAAAUAUGGUAACAUAAAUUAUGGACUGGAAAUGACAGAGACGGAAUUAAAUGGCAAUCUGGAGAACAAUACGUCGCCUCAAACUACGGACCAUAACUCGAAAGUUACAGCCAACCCAAUGAGUAACCCGACUGUGAUAAUGCCUAUGCCUUUAGGCUAUCUUAGGAAUGGGGAAAUACCAUGGACAACAAGGACUGCAUUCCCAGAUUUUAGGCAUCGAUAUUUCAACGGCAAGAAUCCUGAAGCAACUCAACAGAAGGGUGAAAAUAGUGGUGCGGGGCCCAAGAAAGAUGAUGAAGCAGAAGGACUGCCAAUGUGGCAGAAAGCUCUGCUGGCGUUCUCUGUCCCGAGAAAUACUGGCAGGAUCCUGAGCACUCGAGCUGGGCGCGGGAACAUCGGCUGUCUACAUGGCAUCCGGGUCCUGAGUCUGGCAUGGCUGUUUAAUGUGGCGGAGCUGUUUCAUCUGGUGACUACGCUGCCAUUCCAACUGAUCAUCAAUGCCCCACUCGCUGUGGACACAUUCUUUUUCAUGAGGCAACACUUUGUUGGGCUCUUCAUGGCGACCCUCCUCAUUGGCGUGCAUCUGGCCUCAAACGCCUGGCUGCUCAACAAGUACAAUUUUGACUUUCUCAGAAACCGAGAGCAGUAUAUGGACAAGCUAUACUUCAAGCCCUACACUCGAGUGGCCCCUUUUGCUAUCGGGCUCAUUUUUGGUUGGAUUCUUUACAAAGCCAAAGGGAAAGUGAGCAUGAAUAAGGCCGUGGUUGCACUUGGUUGGCUGGUAGCCGUUGGCCUAGCCUGGACCGUCACCCUGGUGACCUAUGAUGAGAACAACAACUCGGCAUCAGCUACAGGGGGCUGGCCAGUGGCGGGCCGUGUGGUUUACGAGACGCUCUCUAGGCCUGUCUGGGCCCUGGUCAUUGGAUGGAUCGUCCUCGCCUGCUCCUCAGGUUAUGGGGGAUUCAUCAACUCCAUCCUGUCGUGGGAAGGUUUCCUCCCUCUGUCCCGUCUCAGCUAUGGCGCCUACCUCGUCCAUUUGACACUUAUCAGCUUCGAAAUUCAAGCUCGCCAGGACAACACUAUUUUCACUAUAGACAUCCUGAUCUACCAGUUCUUUGGUUACUACGUGAUGGCGUACGCUGUGGGCUUCCUCCUGUCUGUGUUUGUGGAAAUGCCUCUGUUGGGUCUAGAGAGAGCAGUUCUUAAACGUUAG